This is a messenger RNA of Trematomus bernacchii (emerald rockcod), 1978 nucleotides long. RefSeq names its product cartilage acidic protein 1a (gene crtac1a). Gene Ontology annotation, biological process: axonal fasciculation. Bases 172 to 1815 code for a protein of 547 amino acids. The record is from RefSeq and is a predicted model, not a curated record. The transcript is spliced from 14 exons. Lineage: Eukaryota; Metazoa; Chordata; Actinopteri; Perciformes; Nototheniidae.
CGCUGAUUGGCCAAUCGUCUUUGCAUUACACAAGCUGGUACAUGUUAUAAGCAGACGUUGUGUGGGAAUUGAACAUUUAAUAACAAAUUAUAUAACAAUCACGGCCCAGUGCCCUCACAUCGCUGCUGCGGAGUCUGAUAAUCUCCCUCUCUUCACCCUGACGGUGCAGUGAUGUGGCGUUCAGGUUUGUUGCUCCUCCUGGCUGGAGUCUGGCAUCAGUGCCACGCCCAGAGCUCUGAGCCCAUGCUGCAGGUUGUAACACAGACCAUGCUUCCUCCUGACAGUCUGCACAAUCCCACACAACUCAACUAUGGUAUGGCUGUUACAGACGUGGAUGGGGAUGGCGACCUGGAGGUGGUCGUUGCAGGGUACGAUGGGCCCAACCUGGUGCUGAAGUACGAUCGCACUCUAAACAGGCUGGUAAACAUUGCUAUUGAUGACAGCAGCUCUCCAUACUACGCCCUGAGGGACCGAGCAGGAAAUGCUAUCGGAGUUACAGCCUGUGAUGUGGAUGGAGAUGGGCGUGAGGAGAUCUACUUCCUCAACACAAACAAUGCCUACUCUGGACGGGCAACUUAUUCAGAUAAACUGUUCAAAUUUCGGAAUGGUCGCUUUGAAGAUCUUCUUGGGGACGAGCUCAAUGUGCUCCGUGGUGUCGCUAAUCACAUGGCAGGACGUUCGGUUGCAUGUGUAGACAGAAAGGGAACCGGCCGUUACUCAAUCUAUGUGGCCAACUAUGCCAGUGGCAGCGUCGGUCCCCACUCUCUCUUAGAAAUGGACGAGGCUGCUAGUGAUGUCUCCAAGGGCAUCAUCGCUCUGUCUGAUGUGGCUGCAGAGGCCGGGGUCAACAAGCUCACAGGUGGCCGUGGUGUGGUGGUCGGACCAAUCCUGAGCCAGUCGAAGUCGGACGUGUUCUGUGACAACGAGAAUGGACCUAACUUCCUGUUUAAGAAUAAUGGAGACGGGACUUUUGUGAAUAUGGCCACACAGGCUGGUGUGGAGGACCGGAGCCAGCAUGGCAGAGGAGUAGCACUCGCUGACUUCAAUGGAGAUGGAAAGACGGACAUCGUGUAUGGCAACUGGAACGGCCCCCACAGACUUUACCUGCAGGGCAGCGACUCUAAAUUCAGGAACAUAGCCUCUGGAGGAUUUGCAGCUCCCUCGCCUAUUCGCACAGUCAUCGCUGCUGACUUUGACAAUGACAAGGAGCUGGAGGUGUUUUUCAACAAUAUUGCUUAUAGAGGCAACGCCCCUAACAGGCUGUUCAGGGUGUCAAGGAGAGCCGAUGCAGACCCUUUGAUCUCGGAGCUUAAUGUGGGAGAUGCUGCAGAGCCACAGGGCCGGGGAACAGGUGGCACCGUCACAGACUUGGAUGGGGAUGGACAGCUGGACCUGCUGCUGGCACAUGGAGAGAGUGUCCAGCAACCAAUCUCUGUCUUCAAGGUCACGCAGGGCUCGUCCAACAACUGGCUGCGAGUCAUCCCUCGCACGCAGUUUGGCUCUUUUGCGCGGGGAGCCAAGGUGACAGCCUUCACCCGUCAGAGUGGAGCUCACACACGCAUCAUUGACGGAGGAUCAGGGUACCUGUGUGAGAUGGAGCCUGUCGCACACUUUGGAUUAGGAACUGAUGAGGUGACAGUACUGGAAGUCUCCUGGCCUGACGGCAGCUCCAUCUCUCGAACCCUUCAGCCUGGAGAAAUGAACUCAGUGGUGGAAGUAGCUUUUCCCAAAGAAGGGGAAUCGUCUCUGCUUGCCAAUGACACGCAGUGUGGGAAAGGCUUUUCUGUCCAGAAUGGCCGCUGUGCAGGUGUGUGAGGACAGUCUCUAAAAAUCCCUGGGCCUUGUGAUUUCCUUUUACUUUAUGAGUAGUUUUAAGACUUUCUUAUUUUUCUCUUGAAUUGUUACAGCUACUGCAUGGUUAUGCUUGUUAUUUUUAAUGCGCAUUGGCAAACUCCCUAAAUAAAUGACUUCAAAUCAA